UGCCACUCUCUCUCCUUCCCUCUCUAGUCUGUUAACCCAUCCAUAUCUAUAUAGGCUCACUGGCUGCAGGAGUCUGCUUCUUCUCUCUGCUCUGCACUAUGAAGGAAUUACCCAUCCUGGUGUUGCUGUACUCAGCGGUGUUGCUAAGUAGCGCUGCUCCAGUUUUGGAGCCUGUAACAUGUAGCGAAGAUAGUCGUGCUGCAAUGGCACGUCUGGCAAUGUUUCACAUCAACGAGCACCAUGACCACGGCUACAAGUUCAAACUCAAUGAGAUCCAAGGCAACAAAGUGGAAAAGGCUGACAAUGGCUGUAACGUUGAGUUGCUGUUGGACCUUCUGGAGACAAAAUGCCAUGUUGUUAACCCUCAACACUUUGAGGAUUGUGAGCUCCGUAGAGUGGAUGAGCGGGAGGUGAUGGCCAACUGCACCGUAAUGAUGACUGUAAAAAAUAGUGAUGCCAAAGUCACCAAAUAUGACUGUGACACGCGACAAGUAAAAACGAACAUGGAGAUGAUGAUGAUCUGCCCAGACUGUCCCACGCUGAUCUCACUUGACAGCCCUGAAGGUAUCAAGUCUGUUAAUGAAGGUGUGAAAAAAUUCAACCAGAACACCACCAACCAGCGCUACUACAUCCUGCAGGAAGUGGGACGGAUAAGCUCUGCGUACAUGAUGGCGACAGGGAUGAGUUACUUUGCUGAGUUUGCCCUUGUGGAGACUCAUUGCCCAAUGGGAUCGAGAAUCAUUCCUGAGGCAUGCAAACCCCUCUGUCCUGACAGAGCUCAUCAUGCUGUUUGCAGUUCAUCUUAUUCCAGUACAGACGGACUCCAGUCUGUUGAGUGUGAAUUCUAUCCCCCAUCGAACAGUACUACCCUUGGCCCUGGUGAACAGGGCCCAGGUGAAUGUAGGCAUCGUGGUCGCCCCUCACAUGCUGGCGGUCACGGACACCAUCGCCAUACUCACGGUCACGGACACCGUCCCAAUGCUAGCAGCCAUGAGCACCAUCAACAUGCUGGUGGUCACGGACACCAUCGCAAUACUAGCAGUCAUGGACGCCACCCUGAUGCUAGCGGUCGUGGACCCCCCCCCCACGCUGGCGGCCGUGGACCCCCUCCUCAUGAUGCCGGUCAAAGACAAGACAGGAAAGUUGGACCCCCUUUCAAUUCCUACCACCGCCUCAAACCCUUCCUUUCCUGCCAUGGAUUCCGGACCAAUUUUGACCCAGCUCUCCACCCCAUUUGCCCCUGGCCUCACUCUGAAACCAACCCAGACCCAAAACUGAGCCAGUCCUGAGAUAAGGAACCAUGAGUGUUUGUUACUGUUCUGAAGACUUCUCUUAAUAGUCUCUAAUGUAUGUAAGACGUGCUAAAGUCCUUACAACAUACAACAGAACAUGUAAAAUAAACCAUUAAAGUGUCAUUAUUUGUGAUGCAAA
This is a messenger RNA of Micropterus salmoides (largemouth bass), 1431 nucleotides long. It is a transcript of the gene ahsgb, whose product is annotated as alpha-2-HS-glycoprotein 1. NCBI's taxonomy places the organism in Eukaryota, Metazoa, Chordata, Actinopteri, Centrarchiformes, Centrarchidae. The record is from RefSeq and is a predicted model, not a curated record. Gene Ontology annotation, biological process: negative regulation of endopeptidase activity. Gene Ontology annotation, molecular function: endopeptidase inhibitor activity. The transcript has 7 exons. The coding region runs from base 99 to 1289 and encodes 396 amino acids. Gene Ontology annotation, cellular component: extracellular region.